GGACGGGACGCUUCCUCAACAACAUCUCGUCAGCCACCUCGGCAGCUUCCGAGCGGAAACGUUCAAGCUGUUCAGACUGCUUCGGUCUAUAUUUACUUCUGUAUUUGGAACAUAAUUCUGUCUUUUAACUAGUUUCCCCAUUUCAUGUCAUAUUUCUGUUUAGUCAGGUAACGGUAGCUGGCUUGAUAAAUGAGCCUAUCACUAGGCUAGUCGCUAACUAGCUAGGUUAGCUGGCUAACAUCCCCGACCAUGAGCUCAGCAAGCUGCUGCCCUCCUGCUAAAAAAGAGGUCUGCUGGAAGGAGAAAGAAGGUAUUUGGCUGAACGUUGUCGUGAAAGAGGAGAAUGAAGAGGAGGAUGUCACAGUAAACGAAGAAGUAGAGGGUGAGGCUGUUAUACAGAAAGAGGAGAAUGAAGAGGAGGAUGUCACAGUAAACGAAGAAGUAGAGGGUGAAGCUGUUACACAGAAAGAAGAGGAAGAAAACGAUUAUACUUUUUUUGGAGUGAAUGAAGGAGAGAUAACUGUCAUAUUGAAGGAGGAGGAGAGGGAAGAUCUGAGUAACACCAGAAAGAGACCAGACUCUCCUUCUGACAGCAGGAAGAGUCCUUCAGGGAAACCAGACCCCGAGACGUCCAAACCAGCAGGACGACAUCACUGCUCCCAGUGUGGAAAGAGUUUUACUCAGUUAGGGAGCCUGAGAACACAUAAGAGAAUACACACUGGAGAGAAGCCUUACCACUGUUCCCAAUGUGGAAUGUCGUUUACCCAGUUAGGGAGCCUGCAAACGCAUGAGAGGGGCCACACAGGGGAAAAGCUUUUCCAAUGUUCCCAUUGUGGAAAGAGGUUUGGCCAGGUAGGAAACCUGAACAAGCAUGAGAGGACACACACAGGUAAGAAGAUGUACCGCUGCUCCCAGUGUGGAGAGAGAUUUACCCGGUUAAGGUACCUGAAAGAUCAUGAAAGAAUACAUACAAAUACACAGGAGGAGAAGACAUACCACUGCUCUCAUUGUGGAAAGACAUUUUCCCAGUCAGAGAACCUGAAAACACAUGAGAGAAUCGAGAGGCUGUGUUCUGACUUGUGUUUCUGACUGAGAAUGUGUGUGUUUGUUUGGGCUGUCAGACUUGAGUUCACUUUGUGUAAUGUUAGUGCACUAUUUUUAAUUGUGAUUAAUCCAUUGACUGAAAGGGUUAAAAACACACUGAAAACAUCCCAAAUACAUCCUAUAUACAGCUAAAAUCUACAAUGUCAUGUAAACACAAGAUGACAUUGAGGUUAAAUAAAGUGUGAUUUAUCAAUGGAACAUAUUUUGACACGUCCACUGUGUGUCUCUGUAGAGUCAUAAUAUCCAUAACAACUAGAGGUCAAACAGGGAGAUGGUUCCAUUCAUUUUCCCCACAGGGCUGUUGUGUUUAGACUCACCCUGGUGUGAUGUUUUGAUAACCAUGUAAACCUCUCUGGGACAAGGUGACUGAGGACACAGUGUGUUGUCAAUUUAUUGUCAUGUUUUUAAAAUGGUAUAACUGCCUUUAUUUUAGCUGGACCCCAGGAAGAGUAGCUGCUGCCUUGGCAGGAACUAAUGGGGAUCCAUAUUGAACCCCCAGGAAGAGUAGCUGCUGCCUUGGCAGGAACUAAUGGGGAUCCAUAAUAAACCCCAGGAAGAGUAGCUGCUGCCUUGGCAGGAACUAAUGGGGAUCCAUAUUGAACCCCCAGGAAGAGUAGCUGCUGCCUUGGCAGGAACUAAUGGGGAUCCAUAUUGAACCCCCAGGAAGAGUAGCUGCUGCCUUGGCAGGAACUAAUGGGGAUCCAUAUUAAACCCCAGGAAGAGUAGCUGCUGCCUUGGCAGGAACUAAUGGGGAUCCAUAAUAAACCCCAGGAAGAGUAGCUGCUGCCUUGGCAGGAACUGCACUGUCGGAGCUCGAAACACAAGGAUUUUGCUACACCUGCAAUACCAUUUGCUAAACACAUGUAUGUGACCAAUAAAAUGUGAUUUGAUUCUGAUUUGAAAUAAACGUCCUAUUUAUCAAAGGUGCUUUUGGAUGGAGUCAAAAUGACUCCAAAGGACAUGAAUUUGUUUAAAGUCCUUAUUGAUACAGAAACACUAAACCAGGAUUUAGAUGUAUUGAGAACAAGUUGAUUGACAAAGUCAUGAAACAUUGGAUGAAUUGAACAAACCACAUUUUGGCUGUGAUAAAAGAUAUGCCUCUGGGGUCAUAAUGAUCCAUGUCAGAACUAUGGUUCAAUGUAAAUAUGUAGUGGGUCUAGAGUUUGUUUUAAAUUGUCACUCAUUAAAAACGAAUCAAUCAACA
Messenger RNA from Oncorhynchus keta (chum salmon), 2308 nucleotides. RefSeq names its product gastrula zinc finger protein XlCGF7.1-like. The transcript has 2 exons. Gene Ontology annotation, biological process: regulation of transcription by RNA polymerase II. Gene Ontology annotation, molecular function: RNA polymerase II cis-regulatory region sequence-specific DNA binding; DNA-binding transcription factor activity, RNA polymerase II-specific. NCBI's taxonomy places the organism in Eukaryota, Metazoa, Chordata, Actinopteri, Salmoniformes, Salmonidae. Bases 250 to 1089 code for a protein of 279 amino acids. The record is from RefSeq and is a predicted model, not a curated record.